Gymnodraco acuticeps is the source of this 2203-nucleotide messenger RNA. It is a transcript of the gene buc, whose product is annotated as bucky ball. Bases 161 to 2008 code for a protein of 615 amino acids. Lineage: Eukaryota; Metazoa; Chordata; Actinopteri; Perciformes; Bathydraconidae. The transcript is spliced from 7 exons. The record is from RefSeq and is a predicted model, not a curated record.
UGGACCUGAGCGAAAAAGUGUUUCUGCUUCUGCUUGUUUGUCGAAAAAUUGACUGUUAAACGGAACUUUCAUUUUUCGAAGCCAGGGGAUAUUUAUUUGGUUGUUUUCAUUCCUCUGCAGUGUUUUAUUUCUAACAGGUUGAGCAAGCACGUGAAAGAAAAUGGACGAUGGAAGCAAACAACCACACACACAGGGGAACGGACAACAAAGAAUACAACAUUCCAGACCUUUCUUCUAUGUCCAGCCGCCUUCUCAACCACAGUACAUGUACCAGCAGUGGCAGAUGAAUAACCCAUACAGUCAGUAUGGCUUACCUGGAGGUCUAAACUAUGGUCGUCCCUGCAUGCAGCCAUACCAGUACAUGCAGUAUCCUGGGUUUGUAUACCCACAGUCCCCGCUAUAUCCAAUGGAUUACAGGCGAAUGUUUGAGCCCCGCUUCCAGGCUCCUCCUUGGCAUGACAUGCCUCGCCACCAGUACCAGCAGCAGCAGCAGUACCACCACCACCAGCAGCCACAGCCUUACGAGCGCCGUGAAAUGGCCUGUUCAGAGGCUCAAACCGACCCCAGCGACCCCAUAACCAAACUCAUUCAAUGCCUGGAUCAAAUGCGAGCCACUGAGCUGCAUGGCGCUGAGAAAGAGCUCGACUCGGGAGUCACCUCACACUCCUCUGGAAUCUUUUCUCCAGGAGAAAAAAAGAAAAGUGGAGAGCAGAGUCCCAUCCUGCCCUCGCCGCCUCAUGACCGCCAUUCUGAGUAUCCAGCUGUGACCGUCAGUGACUCCACCACAGCGGUGUACGACAGCGAGUCCAGCCGACGGAGCUUCGAUGGCCUGAGCCCCGCGGGAUGCUGGUCAGCAGGAUUUGAAGGGGAGUUGCCUCUCGAUAGCUCCUCUAUUCACGAAGAGUAUCCUGAGUUGAAGCAGCCAGCAGCAGAUGAACACUUCCUCCCUGCAGAGGUUGCAGAUGUCCAGUCAGAUAUCUCAGCAACCAAUGCAAGUGACGCCAAAGAGCUCCCAAAACAUAGAGUGGAUCCAAUCCUUCCAUCUUCCUCUUUUACCUUCAGUCAGCAGGCACUCAAAGAUGCUAGAAGUGUUGACAAAGUCUCAAAGGCUGAACAUCACAAAAGUUGUCAGAGCUACCAGAUCCUCAAGCUGCCUUUUGACAGUGUUCAGACCCCCGGAGAUGCUCCAGCCACCUCCCUCUCCCCCCGUACUGCUCCUUACUACUACAACUACCUGUCCAUGCCGUCCACCCAUGAGCGGAUGAGCGUUCUCAGUCCAUCUUUGGACGAGCUCUCCUCCAGAGAUGAGAUGUUCUCCACGGAUCUGGACGAUGCAGAUCUUUUCCCCAAACAUGUGUAUACAGGCAGGAGGCUUGCAGAGGUUCUAAGUGGGUCUCCGCAAGCUGCUAAAGAAGUGGAAGAAGUGUGGCUGCCAGGAUCGAAGAGGUUCAUGUGCGCCUGCUGUGGGAAAAGCCUCGCUAAAGGAGUAGCCAGGAGUAAAGUCCGCAGCUCCAAGAUAUACAGGGAUGAGGGCGGAGACUCUGAGGACGAAAUGAGAGGCUGUGAGAAGCCCAUCAGAGUGGUUGUGAGGAAGCAUUCUGCACCCAAAAAGCCCUCGUCUGUCCCACUGAGACAUGCCGCAAAACACUGGCAUAAAAGAGGCCAAUACAAAGUUCCCUCCGAUCCAGUGACCCAGGAGGGAGGUCAUGAUGUCAACGUGCAGGAGCCAGCCGAUGAGGCCGGAGACAUGACUGGUAGUGAGCUGCAGUGCAGAACAUGUCUGGACGGACCCUGCAGAGAAGAUCUGGCCAUGGCAGACCCAGGCAGGUGGGGAGACGGUGAUUUGAUUCCCAGGCGGAGACAAGCAGCCGCCCUGCAACGACAAGACACGAGUACUCAGCGGAAAGUGAUGUACCACAGGCCAAGAGACGAGGAUAACGAUGACGACGAGCCACCCCCAUUACACUGGGAGAGAGGCUCUGCGAUGAGAGGAGAACCAAGAUGUUAAUGUACCCAAAGUGUGUUGAACUGUCCCCCUUAAAGGUGUAAUUGUCAAGAAUAAUAAGUUUAAAAAUAUUUAGAGCACCAGGUGAAAUGCACCGCACACCUGUUUUUGUUUAGAUACAAGUUAAGAAAAUGUAUAAAGUUUCUGCAGUGACACUGUCUUGCACUAUUCAUGAUUUAUGGAUUUCACAAACGUCAA